AUGGCGGAAAACGAGGAUAUUUCACUACAGAACGCUUCUGCUUCUACACCACCAAUAGCUGCAAAUAGUGGCUCUACGCAACACCUUUCUUCAAUCAGCUCACCUAUCAAUGGGGCUAGUAAUGGGCUAACUUCGGAACAGCGUCGGAAGCUGAUCGCGGAAGUUGAGCAACAACGAACUGAGCAGCGUCGCCUGCAGCUGAUUGAAUCACAAAAAAGGGCCGAGGCCCAACGCGAGAAGCAGAGGGAAGAACGUAAACGAAGAAUAGAAGAAACGCGUCAGCGUGAAGAGGCUCGCCAACGGAAGGCUCAUGAAACAAAAAAAGAGAUUGAACGCCAGUAUAAGGUUAGUAAAUUGCGUACUGUCUUACUCGAUCACAUGCAGACCCUUCUUCAAAGAAACCGUGAUCGCACGACAAACAUGUCCGAGCAGUUGCGUCAAGCACAGAACAUGCGUUCCUCUCACAUUCCUUCCAAAUCCACCGUCGUGUCUUCUGCCAACGGUGAUCGCAUGGCUACCUCCUUCACAGUGGCAUUUGGUAGCUCUGCGCCGCGUUCCAUCUGUACGAGAGCUAAUGAGGCUGUUUUACGCUCUCAGGCAGCCUUUGAGGCCCGCCUAGCUAGUUAUCUAAACGGCAGGCAUAGCGGCUGCUUCCUUACUCAGUCCUCUUCAUAUACAACCUACGCGCUAUACGUGAAACCCGACCUCUUGCCCGAGGAUCAUCCCAUUCGCAAGCAUCAUCAGCAGCUACUACUAGAACACCAACACUCCGCUCUCAGUACCCCCAGGCGGGCUGUCUCUGCGAAUCCUGCCAUGCGAAUCGCCAAGAAAACUACGGCUUCAGCUGGUGGUGGGAGUGGCGUUGACGAGGGCAGGAGCAGGGAUGUUAGUGCAGCCAGACAGCAGCCAUCUCAGUAUCAUCGAUCGCGACCGACCGAGAGGCAGAUUGCUGGACAGGCGAGUCUACCACCGCUUCGAAGGGCCACGAGUUCUCAGCACUUUGCCGAACCAACUAUCGCCUAUACUAACAAAGUGAGGGGCGUUCCGCCUCCUGAGCCUGCUGUCCCUCUAGGAUACAAGGUGGACGCGUCUAGAAGUGAUGACGCCCCGCUUAAGCGAAGAAUUGUGCCUGGACGUUCCAACGUACCCAGGGAUCGUUGCAACAGCUAUGCAGCGCCAACGACAGCCUCAAUGAAUCGCCAAAGAGCACCUUCGCAUGACCAAAAGCCGCCGAGGGGUGAGGAUCGCACUGGCCUGACCACUUCAACCACUCUGCCGCGUCGAAGACCCUCUGUUCCCAUCAGCACUACUGCGGCAAGUCAAGGUCGGGGGCGUUCACGGGUUCGAGAGACUACUACGGCGAAAGCGCGACCGACUGAGGCACCAACGCUGAAACCGGCACUCUCAAAGUCCUCAAAACCAGUACCAAUUAAGAAGACCUCUUUGUUUGGUGAGGAGGGCACCGCGGAAGUGGUAGAAAAAUUGAAAGAAGUGGAUCAAACAAAGCCAAUCGACACAUCCUCGGAAUCACCACCAUUCACGAGAUCCUUGGAAGUCCCUGUUUCAGCACAAGAUACCGUCUCACAAUUGGAGGAUCUGAAAACCGAACCAUCUCCUUCGGUUGAAACCCAACCAGAAUUUGACCUUGACGCUGUUUCACGAUCUGUCACCGAGCCAUCCAUGACUGGUGAUGAUGUGGAAAAAGCACCACAGACAUCGCCCACAGAGGUGUCUGAAAACACAAGUCAGAAAACGGAGCCUGAGAAUUUCCCUGAGGAAAAGGAGGAGAAGGGAGUUCACGGGGUUGUGGUAGACGAGAAGAAUAAAGAAGAGGUUCAGGAGACGGAAGUUCUUAACGAUGUCGUAGCAGAAGUUGACCACGAUGAGGCGCAGGAAUCCACCUUCUCAGGAGAUGGUGACAGCCUGGAAGAGGAGACAGUUCCAGAGAAAUCGCAAAAGCCAGCGCUUCAGCUUACAAGUGGCCCUAUUAAAGCGUCGACCACGGGAUCCGGCGAGGGUGGCUGUUUACCAGAGGAAGAAGAGGCCAUAUAUCGUGCCAAAAUGGCUGAACAACGAAGACUCGCUAAGGAGCGAUUGGCUGAACAAGAGCGUAGCUUGAGUAAGACUGUCCUGAUUCUUUACUGUUCUAUGGAUGCUCUGGACAGACGCGAGGCGGAAGAGGAGAGAGAGCGGAAGGAGCGGCGCGAGGCUGAACGCCAAGCUGCCAUUCAGGCUGCUCGCGAGCGUGCGGUUGAAGAAGCCCGACUGGCUGCCGAGGCUCGACUCGCUCGUGAGGCCGCUGAACAGGAAGCGCGUCUUCAUGCUGAACAUGAAGCUCAGGAACGCGCUGCUAAAGAGCGCCAGAGGGUGCGUCGGGUCUCAUCCCAUUUACUUCUCGCUCCUCCCAUUCUCUUGAAAUCAGCUGUUAAUGUGUCCGCCGAGAAGUUUGUUUUGUUGUUCAUUUCUCCCCGCCUCUUAAUUCCUUCUGUCUUCACAAUUCCUGAUUUUGCCUUCAGUUUUGCAAUUUUACAAAGUUUCGAUACUUCAAAAUCUUCUUUGGUUUCCAAAUUAUUCAGGCUUUAG
Molecule: messenger RNA, 2583 nt
Organism: Hydatigera taeniaeformis
Lineage: Eukaryota; Metazoa; Platyhelminthes; Cestoda; Cyclophyllidea; Taeniidae
Source: the annotation of a GenBank genome assembly